Penicillium atrosanguineum is the source of this 6147-nucleotide messenger RNA. RefSeq lists its product as uncharacterized. The record is from RefSeq and is a predicted model, not a curated record. Lineage: Eukaryota; Fungi; Ascomycota; Eurotiomycetes; Eurotiales; Aspergillaceae. Bases 1 to 6147 code for a protein of 2048 amino acids. The transcript is spliced from 4 exons. Gene Ontology annotation, molecular function: protein binding.
AUGGCAUCUUCUAUCCAACAUGGCGUGUCUCAUCUGGCCUCCACUUCUCUUCUCGGUCUGCGACGGACUUCAGACAUGUUGGAGCAACAUGCAGUUGUGUCUGGAGCUGGAGCCAACAACUUCAGUCACUCGUACCAGCAUAGCACAAGGACAUCUAAUGGAGGGGAUGCCACACUUGCUGACGUAGUUCACUCGCUUGCACGUCGAGAUAGUGACGAUAUUGGGGCCUCUAGGGUGUCCGAUAUUGACUAUACUAGCCUGCUUGAGUGGAUUCGGUGUGAGAGAAUGAAAAAGCUCCCGCCAGAGGGGAGCAGCUACGACAAGGCUUUGGUAUGGGCAGCCUUGUUCGUCGAGCGUGUGCACUCGUUCGAUUUAGGGAUCGAGCAGUUUGCGGGUGACAGCCAUCUUGCUGCCCAGUUAUCUUACUGCUACUGCGCGAGCCUGCUCGAGUUGGGAGAACAAAAUGCCCCCGCUCUUAUGGACCUGUUUGGCUUCUUCUAUCGUUGCUCAGCUGGUCUGGGCAACCUGCUGGAUCGUGCUGAGCUCUUUGUGGUUUCUUCGGAUAUCAAGGAUCAACUCAUCCUCGCGUUAGCCGAUCUGGUCACCCUCGUUGUCUGUGUGGCCACGCACUUCCACCGAUCGCUACUUGCCUCACAAUCAGUCUCAAUCGAUAUUUAUAGCACUUUCCCCGGUCCAAUCGAUAGUUUUCGUGGUCGUUGCGAGCAAGUUUCAGAGCUCAUGUGGCGUCAUCAAUUGACACGAGAAGGUCUUGAUGGCAGUAAAGCUGUCGGAAUAAAUACCCUCAAAGAGUGGUUGCAGCCCGAAGACCCAGUUCUCGCUAAUGCCACCGACCCGAUGGCUUCUUCAGCUCAAGAACGCGAGGAAGCCACCUGCCUGUGGGUGAAGCCAUACCUGACGAGAUUUUUGAAAGGCGAACAGCAAGUGCUCUCCAUCACCGGCAAGCCUGGUUCCGGCAAGUCGGUCCUGACGACCGUCAUCAAUGAUCAUCUACAGCAUCCUAUCGGAGGGAGAAGAUACACGUCCAUCCUAGCACCCAUCAAUGGCCGGAUUCCCGCGAACACAACCCCGUGCGCCGUGGCCAAGACUAUCUUGUCACAGAUGUUUAGUAAGCGCAUCGGCAACUUGCAGCUGUACCAGAUCUUGGCCAGCACCUAUGAUCAGAGCCAGCAGUGUGUGGACGAAGGCAAUUACGACGAUCUACUAUGGAGUGCUCUGGCAAAUGCCCUGAACGCCAGUAUUGCGGGCGCCAAGGAGCUCGUUUUGGUCGUCGAUGGCGUGGAAGAGGCAAGCUGCGGAGAGAAAGCUCUAUCGCGCCGACUCCACGAAGCUACAUCCAAAGCCCCUGCCGUGAAGCUGGUUGUACUCGCAUCACAAAAGAUGGACUUGAUUGCCUCUCAGACAACAGUUGGAAUUUCAUCGGAGCUCACUUUCGACGAUGUCGCUGCCGUAACUCGCAAAAUUAUAUGCCAGAGCCACGCGUUCAAUGUGAUGUCCGACGAGGACCAGGAAGUGACGGUCACUCGCAUCACGGAGGCCUCUGAAAGCUCUUUCUUGUGGGCAAAAUUGACUGCCAAACGGUUGCGCGAUGAACACCCACCAAAUGAGCCUGCGCUCUCCAAAUCCCUAGAUAGCAUUGUCCGAGCGGGAUACACAAUCAACGAUCUCGUUGCGCACACCCUGCAUUCCAAGCUGGAUGAGGGGACGAAAAAGGUCUUAGUCUGGCUGGCCACUGCAGAUCGCCCUCUCACCCAGCAGGAACUGGCUGCUCUUCUCUCCAUCCAGCUCGAGAAGGCGGCCGUCGCUGGGAACUGUGACAUCGACUUCCAUCCCCUACUAAAGCCGGUUGCCUCGCUUGUCUUCUUCCAUAACCACCUGAUCUAUCUGAGGCAUGGGCAGAUACGCACUGCAAUUCUGGACACUUUCUCUAAAGGCAAAUUCUUGCCAGCAAUCAAGAACAGGGAUGCAGACUUUGCGCAACGACUUCUGUUGUACACGAAGCAAUGUGUGACGGAAAGUCAAGAUCCAUCCCUUACCCCACUGGAUGAGCGACUGACGGAGCACCUGCUGGAGAAACAUCCUCUCCUGGAUUUCGCGAUUCGCUACUGGACUGCUUAUGUCAAGACCGCGUUCGCAUGCACCAGCGCUCAAGAGAUCACGACGGCUAGCAAGAACCUGCGAUCUGUCUGGCCAACUAGUCCCACCUUGCCGCUUUUGGAGAUGAACGUGUGGGCGAGCAAGGCAACUCCGUCGCUCCGGUUAAUUUACGGGAUUCAGACACGCCUUUACCGCCAAAUCUUGAAUACCGAUCACCCCGCCACUCUGCAGGCCAUCCUGUCCCAGGCAAUCUUCUACCGAAAGAUUCAGACCACAUUGCCUGCUGAGAGCAGUCAGAUCUUCUACAAUGCGGCAAAAGUCAGUCAAACAAUGCUGUCCAUCCGGCACCUCAUCACCAUGGAAAUGGCCCAAUUCUUCCUGGAAUCCACCGCAGAUCAAAUUACCGAGUCCAAGACGGAGGUUAUGAUGCGAAGAGUUGAGGUGCUCCAGCUUCUGAUAGAAUGCUAUAAGGCCCAUUAUGGUGCGACGAACGUCAUGGUCACUUCCACGUUGACUCAGUUAUCCGAGCAUUACAGUCUCAUAAAGGAAGAGAGCAAAGCCCAGGAGAUCACCGUCUUGCUUCAGGGGUCUAUCACCGUGGGGACUAAGAAGCGGAGCGGAUCUCGGCAGAUGGACGACUCGUUGCUGGUCCAACUACACGGCCGCAAGGAUACGACAACAGAGGCAGGAACCACCUUAGCUUUGGAUGGAGAGGAAGCUGAUGAACUGAUUACCUGGUCUUUUGACUCGGAGACUUCCUUGGCCAAUGUCGAAAAAUACAUGUCAGCUGGUCGGAUAGAAGAGGCCGAGCGCACGUAUGUGGAGCUAUGGCAGCAGGCUAGCCAGGAAUAUCGGCUGAGCCACUCCCCUGAGCAGAAGGUUUUGAUGCUGCGUGCCGUCCUCGCGUACGCCCAAUUCCUCAAAAGUGAAAAGAGAGAAAACGAAGCGGCUUCAGUCCUUGCCGGAUUUUGGGGAGAGCAUGAGCAGACCAUCUCCAGUGCAGAGGUCUUGGUAUCUAACUUCAUGCAGCUUGGACAGUUGAUGAAAUCCGUCGGGUUGUCCGUGGUGGCACUCGAUGUCUUCAAGCACUGCGCACAGAGUACCAGUAGCCAGAGCGCUAUUUACAAGGAGCUACAACAUAACAUCCAGUCCACAUCCCAGGAAAUUGUGCGGAUGGCCGCCAGCUCAUCGUCUAAAUCAUCGUCAUCUAUUGUGACCGAGUCGAGCCUCAAAGAAAUGGUAUAUAACUUGUCCACCGUUGAUCAGGUGUCCACCACAGCAACCACCACGCUAGUUGAGAUGUACAUGUCCCAGCACAGGUGGCAAGAUGCAACGAGCAUGCUGAAACGAGUAUUGCGAGGUGUUUGGCCUGCGUUGUUUGCGCCCUCGCUUGAAGACGUGGCUAUACCAUCAGCCCAUGUUGAGUAUUGCUUUGAGCUUGCGGAGUGUCUAGCCAGUUGCUACCGCUCCCGCCGUCGCCCGAUCAAGGAAGAGGAUAUUCGGGUUCGGCUUUAUCGUGCAGCUAGACGCGAUCGACCGGUAAGUGGAGAUCGACUCUUGGAGCAAGUCACAACGAGCCUCCUUCGUCUAUACGAGCGUACCUCCCAGACCGACAAGGUUAUCAGCAUUCACCAGGAUAUGUUGCAUGAUUAUACCGAGCGAUUUGGCAAAGAGCAUCCUACUGUGAUUCAGAAACUUUGGACGUUGGCCGAGAUGACACGACCGCUUCCCAUCGCAGUAGAUUAUUAUCGUCAGAUCGUCCAGUGCUUGAACAAGGGGUCGGAAACCUGCCACCCAGAUGCGUUCGAGCCACUCCUGAUCGUGGCGACCGAACUUCUGAAACAAUGUCGGUAUGCGGAGGCGCUGAAGCCGUGCCGGGUACUGUUCACCACCCUGCAGAGCCCAAAGACCAGCCCGAAAUUACGAGAUCCAGGGUUCGUCCAGACCAUUUAUGAGCGCUAUUUGCACUGUUUGCGUGAGGCUCAUAGCGACACCUCUACAAUCCACGAUGUGACGGUGCAAUAUCGCAAAGCGUGCAUCAGCAUCUUCGGCGUCAGCUCCUCGAUCACUAUCCAGGCGACCAAGACGCUGGCCAAUAUCUGUCAGGAAUCCAAGCAAUAUGAAGCGGAAGCGAUCCAGCUCUACGAAGAGCUCUUGCAGAUGAAAUCCAGCGAAGUCGAGGUCGACCGCCAAGACAUCCGCGAUAAUCUGGAUGCGAUCUACGAACAGCAAAAUGUCUCGUUGACCGCGUCGAAAGUGGAAACCAUGACCGCUAAAGAGCUUCAGAAAGUGGUGUCUAUCCGCACCCAACGCCUGACCUGUAUCCGCUCCAGCUACGGAUGGGCCCACGAGGAGGCCCUUUCUCAGAUGGAAGAGAUCGUCUCGUUGCGCACUAAACAGGGGGAGUCGCAGGCUGUUAUCUCAAUGCUACAGGAAGCAACAACUCAGGUGCUAUCGACCGAGACGUCCUCUGUCAAGCUAGCGGCGGCAGCCAAGAGCAUUGCAUCUAGCUACAUCGCAGCCGGUCAGGUGCAGCGAGCCAAGGAGCUCUCUCACGAUAUCUACAGCCAGAUAAUCACCAAAAAUACCAGCAAUACCAGUUCCUUUGGUUUUAAACAGAGUUCGCGCCAGCGACUUGGCCUCAUUUUCCUGGCCCAGCUCGAACACAGCCUUCAGGAAUUCGAGGAUUCCUCGGUAACGUUGAACGAGAUCUACGCCGCCCUCACUACGGAAUAUAUGUACUUUGAGCAGUUCCGCAAUGUCCUCGAGGCAGAAUCCUGGAACCUCCAGAAGACAGCGACUACGGUGGCUCGCCUGCACGCAUUCUUGCUCAGUCGCGGUCGUCAGUUUGCCGCCGAUAAAGUUGUGGAUCAGUACACCAGCUUCUUCUUGAAGACCCAGGGCUCCAGCCUGCAGAUUGAUCUUCACCAGGCCAAGGUCUUUAUCGAAACAGUCCUAGGUUAUUUUAACACCCAUACUUCGCGCGACUUCGGGCGUUCAGUGGCCAUCGCCGCUUACAACCGAGUAGCCUAUCUGCUCGAUUCUGAGGAUCACCAGUCUGCCUGCCACCUUGCAAUGGCGUCGUUGAAAUAUAUCGAUGCUCACAAAGGCUUUUCGUCCCAGGCAAUACUCAAACUGGUAUUCAAGCUGGGUCUUCUUCUCGCUGGCCGAAAAACUGACAUUGGCCCAACCACUUCGGUCAAGAAGUACAUGGAUAGAACGUCGGCAACAAUCUUGCAUGAUACGCUGGCAUACUUCAAGUCACACAACUUCGAGCUCGCACAGCUGGAUUUGGCGCACGUCAAUAGCCUGAUCAAGGCUCUAGACGAGCAGCAUGACUACCAAACCUUAGCCUGGGUCCUCACUUCCCUCUGGGAAAGUCGGGAUACUCAUGCCCUGUCCCAGCCCCAGCAUGCGUAUACCCUUGCUCUCGGUCGCAUGCUGGUCAUCACCCGAUAUCUCAUUGGUGACUACACUGCAUCCGUCCGGCUCGCAGAGGAUCUUGUGUACAAUUGCGCUCGUGUUCAUGGACCCCGACACCCGAGUACCGUUGAGAUGACAGUCCUGUUAUCGCAGAUGUACACCAGUGUCGCUCAAGGCUACCAGAGCCAGACAAGCCGCCGCGAGCUGGCCUAUCGUUAUUACCGUAAAGCAGCCGCGCUGCAUGAGAAUGCCCUACGCGUAUUCAUCGACCCUUCCUCGGCGGCUUCGACCGAGAUGGACGUGGAGGUCAUCUCCGGUAUGUCCUCGCCCUCGUCUACCUCCAGUCCAGGUGAGAACGCGGAAGAAGGAAAACAUGUUCGGCAACACUUGCAUAUGCUCAAACUUGCUGUCGAGCGCCUAGGGGAUUGGCCAAAGGAGUAUUCUGAAUAUGAACGACUUAGCAAUGAUCUGUUCCGCACAUUUGCGAAUGAUCUUGAGGGAGUGGAUGGUGUCGAUAAGUGGAAUUUGCAGUCGUUCGGGGCUGGCAAGGCUGAAGCCAGCGACGACCUCCUCUCGUUUGCCCACGAGCACCUGGCAAUUGCUGUUUGA